AAAGUGGCGAGAGGCUCAGGGAAAGUGCAAAGAGAACAGCGGGUGAAGGGAGAGAUGGAGAUUGGGGUUGUUGGAGCGGGACAGAUGGGAUCUGGGAUAGCUCAGAUAGCUGCUGUUGCUGGAAUCCAUGUCUGGCUCCACGAUUCCGACCCUGAAUCUCUCAACCGAGCUACCCAUGCCAUCACCGAUUCCAUCACCCGUCUCGUCUCCAAAGGACACCUAUCAAAGUUUGUUGGUACUGAAUCCUUGAGCCGCCUGAGAUGUACAUUGAAUUUGGAAGAUCUUGGAUCUGCAGAUGUGAUCAUUGAAGCUAUUGUAGAAUCUGAAGAUAUGAAGAAGAAACUAUUUUUUGAACUGGACAAGAUUGCAAAAGCUUCUGCCAUUUUGGCAUCUAAUACAAGUUCCAUCUCCAUUACUCGUCUAGCUUCUGCAACUCACCGCCCUUCCCAGGUGAUUGGUAUGCAUUUUAUGAACCCCCCUCCAAUUAUGAAACUGGUCGAGAUUGUGAGAGGUGCAGAGACAUCUGAUGAGGUCUUUGCUACAACAAAAGCCUUGGCAGAAAGGUUUGGCAAGACUGUUAUAUGCUCUCAAGAUUACCCUGGUUUUAUCGUAAACCGGAUCCUGAUGCCCAUGAUCAAUGAAGCAUUUUACACACUCUAUACAGGCGUGGCAUCAAAGGAGGACAUUGAUACAGGGAUGAAGCUGGGUACAAACCAUCCAAUGGGUCCUUUAGAGCUAGCAGAUUUCAUUGGACUGGAUGUCUGUCUCUCGAUAAUGAAGGUUCUACACAAUGGACUUGGUGACAGCAAGUACCGUCCCUGCCCACUCCUUGUGCAGUAUGUCGAUGCUGGACGCCUAGGUCGGAAACGAGGCAUUGGCGUAUACUCCUACUCCCACCCCAAAUCACCUGGUGCUCGGCUUUGAUCUCUUCCUGGCUGUGAGAACCAUGACCUGUUAAUUUGAAGAUUCUUAAAAGCUGACAUUUCAGUUUGAAUAAGAUCUAGAAACUUGAAAACCAGUGCAGAGAAUCUCUUCAGCAUGACAUCCGGCCUAGUCAGGCCUCUCUGUGUGAGAGAGAGGUCUCUCAAGUCCAACUGUUGGACCACAGUUUAUAGUUCAAUCAGGGGAUUACUUCCAACUUGUGAAGUGCUUGUGACAUCCAAUCCUCCUAACAGGUUGGCCCUACCAUGAGGAUCACCUAGCACAAAAAUCAGCCCUAUCCAAUUUCUCAAGUGAAUCACACUAGGGAAAUCAGUGUAUAGCCAUUGAUAAAUAGAAAAAUACAACUGUGGUCCAAUCGAUCAGUGGAUGGGGCUGAUUUUUGCACCAAAUGUUCCUCAUGGUGGGGCCAAUCUGUUGAAUGGGUUGGAUGUCCCAUGCACUCAGCAAGUUAGAAGUUAUCCCCUGGGUAGACCAUAACCUGUGGUUAAACUGGUUGGGCUAGAGACCACCCCACGUGCGCACACACUCUCACACUCACACAGGGUUACUCUGGACGGGGGAGAAAUCACACAGACAGAGGAUCACCCUGGAGUCUGGACGCUGUAGAAAUCACAGUUUAAUUGUGAUUUUUAGGAAAAAGAAAAAGAAAAAGGACAUACCCUCAGACCCUGUUUGGUAAAUGCCUAAAAAUAAGGUAAUUUCAUUUUAGUUAAUCAUAAUCAUGUAAUGGAGAUGAUAUUUCUCUCUCUCUCUCUUUUUCUGGCAAGGAUUAAAAAUAAUCUUGAUAACAAACAAUCAUCAUCUCUUGAACUCAUUUUUAUUUUUAGUUUCUCAAAUGAGGGUUGUUUAUACAUCAAUGAUGUGGCUUCUUUUCUUUGGAAAUUCAAUCAAUUGUCACCACUA
This is a messenger RNA of Magnolia sinica, 1845 nucleotides long. RefSeq lists its product as uncharacterized. The transcript is spliced from 4 exons. The coding region runs from base 55 to 924 and encodes 289 amino acids. The record is from RefSeq and is a predicted model, not a curated record. Gene Ontology annotation, biological process: fatty acid metabolic process. Gene Ontology annotation, molecular function: NAD+ binding; oxidoreductase activity, acting on the CH-OH group of donors, NAD or NADP as acceptor. NCBI's taxonomy places the organism in Eukaryota, Viridiplantae, Streptophyta, Magnoliopsida, Magnoliales, Magnoliaceae.